GAUUAUGUGGUAAGGACUACACCGAACAACCGCCAACUUCCAAUUUGGUCAAUUUUUUUCUUCACAACAUAGAAAUGAAAACUGAUGAAAAGCUUCCUUUCCUUCCUGUCGUUUCAGAUUUUCAGUAAAAUGAUAACCCAUUUGCAUUUGCUAUGAACCACCAAUAAAUGGUAAAAAAACCAUUCAUCAAUGACAAUAAUUUCCACUGAGUUUCUGCCUCACAGCCUUCCCUUUGCCUCCCAUCUAAAACCCAUUUCGAACUUGCAUCCCAACACUACUGCUGUGAGCUGCAGAAUCCAUGGCCUCAAUGAGACUAUCAAGUCCAGGAACCAGCGGAAAGCAAAGGUUUCUGCUGAUACAAGAUCGACCCAGUUCCAAACUAACGAUUUCAAAGAAACCCAUUUGAUGAAGGUUCUCAACAGAUCCUGCAAAGCAGGUAAAUACAACGAGGCACUCUACUUUCUUGAGCUUUUGGUGAACAAAGGUUAUAAACCUGAUGUUAUUCUCUGUACAAAGAUAAUUAGAGGCUUCUUUAGUUCAAGAAACAUUGAAAAAGCAAUUCGGGUUAUGGAAAUUUUGGAAAAAUAUGGUGAGCCUGAUUUGUUUGCUUAUAAUGCAUUGAUUAGUGGGUUUUCUAAAGCGAAUAGGAUAGAAUUGGCAAACAAAGUGCUUGAUAGAAUGAGAAGUCAGGGUUUCUCUCCUGAUAUCAUUACCUAUAAUAUAAUGAUUGGGAGUCUUUGUAGUAGGGGAAAGCUUGAGUCAGCUUUGAAGGUUAUGGAUAAGUUACUGAAAGAUAAUUGCAAGCCAACUGUGAUUACUUACACAAUCUUGAUAGAAGCAACUAUUAGUGAACGUGGAAUUGACGAAGCUAUGAAGCUUUUGGAAGAGAUGUUAUCAAGAGGGCUUUUACCUGACAUGUUUACUUACAAUGCAAUUAUGAGGGGAAUGUGCAGGGAAGGUAUGGUGGAUAGAGCUUUUGAUUUUGUUAGGAGCUUAGAUGCUAAGGGUUGUGGACCUGAUGUGAUCUCUUACAACAUUUUGUUGAGGGCUCUUUUGAACCGCGGGAAAUGGGAUGAAGGAGAGAAGCUGCUGAGCGAUAUGGUUUCAAGAGGUUGCGAGCCAAAUGUUGUAACUUACAGUAUUUUGAUUAGUAGCCUCUGUAAUGAAGGCAAAGUCGAAGAUGCAGUGAAUGUGUUGAAGGCUAUGAAAGAAAAGGGAUUAACCCCAGAUGCUUAUAGUUAUGAUCCACUGAUUUCUGCAUUCUGCAAAGAGGGUAGAUUAGAUUUGGCAAUAGAAUUCAUGGAUUAUAUGAUUUCUGAUGGUAGCUUGCCAGAUAUUGUGAACUACAACACAAUCUUGGCAGCUUUGUGUAAGAGAGGAAACGCUGAUCGUGCUCUGCAAAUCUUUCAGAACCUAGAUGUUGUCGGAUGUCCUCCAAAUGUGAGUUCCUAUAAUACAAUGUUCAGUGCACUAUGGGGUUGUGGAGACAGAAUUAGAGCUUUGGAGAUGAUAUCAGAAAUGGUUAGCAAAGGCAUUGACCCAGAUGAGAUUACUUAUAAUUCUCUUAUAUCAUGUUUGUGCAGAGAUGGAAUGGUAAAUGAGGCUAUUGGGUUGUUGGUGGAUAUGGAAAGCGGUGGAUUCCCACCUUCGGUUAUCAGCUAUAAUAUUCUUCUUCUUGGAUUGUGUAAAGCACGAAGGAUUGAUGAUGCCAUUGAAGUGCUAGCAGCAAUGGUUGAAAAGGGAUGCCUACCAAAUGAAACUACUUUCAUCUUAUUGAUUGAAGGAAUUGGCUUUGCAGGGUGGCGAGCUGAAGCUAUGGAGCUCGCUAGCUCCCUUUUUGGUUUAAAAGCAAUUUCUGAAGAUUCAUUCAAACGUUUGAACAAGACCUUUCCUAUGCUUGAUGUGUACAAAGAGCUUACUUUAUCCGAAAUCAAAAACUAAAUCAUAAUGGUAUACCUUUUUAUGACCGUUUUGAUUUAGUUUUUGUUUCAUUUUGUGGGAUGAUCUUUCUUGGGUUAUUAUUUCUCUGUUUCAACUUUCAACAUUCCAAGACAGACAAUUUUUAUCGUUAAACAGCUACCGUGAAGAGUGCUGAUAUCUGGUCCAGGCUAAUUUGUAGUCUCAGAAUGUUCUAGCAGGUCAAAUGGAAAGUUGCACAUUGUGAAGCUUAUGAACAAUGAAAUUCAGAGGCUUGCAGGUGGGACAAUAAGGAGGUUGGAGAAGAGUGUUAUGCCAUGUGGUACAGCAGAAAAUUGUACAAAAUUUACAAUUAUAAAAUUUGUUUCCCAUUUGCGGUGAGAAUAUUUUUUACUCUUUUAAUACUUUCGGGGAUAUUGAAUGGGAACAAAAUCAUACGUUACAGUUUUCUUUUGCGUCCCAGUUUUUUGCUGCUUUUGUUUCACCACGUGUAUGCUUUUUUACUAAACAUGAACUUACGAAUGAAUAUAAUUUUCUUUUCCUUC
Molecule: messenger RNA, 2462 nt
Organism: Ziziphus jujuba (common jujube)
Lineage: Eukaryota; Viridiplantae; Streptophyta; Magnoliopsida; Rosales; Rhamnaceae
Product: pentatricopeptide repeat-containing protein At3g04760, chloroplastic
Exons: 1
Coding region: 190-1941 (583 amino acids)
Molecular function (GO): protein binding
Source: RefSeq, a predicted model, not a curated record